This is a messenger RNA of Spodoptera frugiperda (fall armyworm), 2692 nucleotides long. RefSeq names its product transmembrane protein 120 homolog. Gene Ontology annotation, cellular component: membrane. Lineage: Eukaryota; Metazoa; Arthropoda; Insecta; Lepidoptera; Noctuidae. Bases 140 to 1123 code for a protein of 327 amino acids. The transcript has 8 exons. The record is from RefSeq and is a predicted model, not a curated record.
AACGACAGCUGGCUGAUCGACGACAGGUGACAGACAGACGAAAGGUCACAGAAAUCGGGAAUGGAAUUCACGCAUUCGGUCGAAUUCUCGUGAUUAAUUUGUGAAGCAAAUAUUAAUUGAAAUUUCAAAUACUACGAAUAUGGAUGUGGAGGAGUGUCUCAAAGAAUGGGAGGAUUUAGUGGCGGAUUACAAACGCUUAGAGGUUGUAAACAAAGACUAUGUAACGAAAUUGGAAGAAGUUGGUGAGUUGCAGGCUGCAUGCAUGAAGGAGAUUAACCACCAGAAGUAUCGCAUGUCCAUUAUAGCCGCCGCAUUGAAAAGGUUAGAAAAAAAAGGAGUAACGAAAGAUGACCGCGUCGCGAAUUUGGAGAAAGAAAUAAUGAAAAGGAAAGCUAUGCUGCGUGAGAUCAACGCGACGCUGCCCAAACAGAACAGCCUGUACUUGCGCAUCAUACUCGGGAACGUUAACGUUUCUAUACUCAACAAAAAUGACAAAUUCAAAUACAAGGAUGAAUAUGAAAAGUUCAAGCUGAUUCUUAGUGCCAUCGCCUUCGUCUUAGCCGUUGCGAAUCUUUACAUUGAUUUCAGGCCAUUACAAUUAAUACUGUUGUUCCUGCUGGUAUGGUACUAUUGUACGCUGACGAUCCGCGAGAGUAUCCUCAAAGUGAACGGUUCUCGUAUCAAGGGCUGGUGGCGGCUGCACCACUUCAUAUCCACUGUUGUCGCUGGCAUACUUCUCAUCUGGCCACAGAACGAACCUUGGAACCUCUUCAGACAUACUUUCAUGUGGUUCAUUGCUUAUAUCAGUGUAGUACAAUACAUGCAGUUCAGAUACCAAAGCGGGGUCCUAUACAGGCUAAAGGCCCUGGGAGCUAGGCAUAAUAUGGACAUAACAAUAGAAGGAUUUCACUCAUGGAUGUGGCGGGGACUGUCCUAUCUAUUGCCAUUCUUAUUCGGAGGUUAUGUGUUCCAACUGUACAUUGCAUACACGCUGUAUAGCCUCAGUUACCACCCAGAAGCCACAUGGCAGAUACCAGCAUUAAGUUUAUCAUUCCUGACGAUUGGCAUCGGGAACUGCGCGACGACGCUGAUCGUGAUCCCUCAGAAAUUGAACGAGCAGUAAUUAAAAGGACUUCAUUUUAUACCUACCUACUUUAAACCGAGUCUGUGUUGAAUGGAUUUAGUAUAUUUUACUAUUUUCUUAAUAUACCUACAUAUUAUGUAAUAAAUUAAUGUGCAUAAAAGCAUUUUAUCUGUACAUAUUUAUGUAUAUAAAUAAUAUUAAAUAGUUUAGUUUGCGUUUAUAAUUCAUUUAAGUAUGUAUAUUUUAUAUUUAUGAACAAAUUUUGUGCCAAAAAUGUAUUUCAGUUGUGCUUUUAAGUCCGUAUUUUGUUUAUAAACAUUAAAGUUCUGCAUUUUAUUGUCGGUAGUUAGUUUUGUCAUCAGCUUCGCAGGUUUUUGAGCACACAAGCUAUUUUGCUUUUUUAAAUCUUGUGUUAUUGCUUUGGUGACUUUAUAAUUUGCCAAAAUAUUACAACAUGUAAAGAAAAAGUUAAAAUGAAAUCGAAUUGAUAAUAAUUUAUAUCAAUAGGUAUACACUGGUACGAUUUUAUUGCUUUUUGUAAGUAUAUAUACUUGUUCAAUUCUAUGAAACGGAUUUUUUUUAGUUUGUUAACAUAUUAUCAAACUGAACAACGAUUUAAAAGCAAUGAUGAUAGUGUUUGCAUGACUUAUUUAUAUACUAUUUAUUGCAUGUUCGAUUAUUCCAGUCUGCGUCACGUAGUGUGGAAAAAAUCAAUAGCUUUAUUAUAGUUUUAUAUUGUGAUUGCAUUUUUGGACAUCCAAGUGAUAAUUGAAACCGCAUUUUAUAUAAAAAUACUUUGAAAAUAUUGAAAACAGGCAAUAAGUAGUAAAAUGUCUAAUUAUAUUCACUUGUAACGGCUUUUUAUGUAUUUUUAUGGAUCUGAGCUUAAAUAAAUUAUGUGAUUUUAAUUAUUGUAUCUUGUAAAAGGCACAAAUAGUUCAUUUUAGAUAAACUUAUUGCGAUGUAUGGGUACAUUUUAUAGUUUCCAUACAUACAUAUUCCCAACAAAAUCACACUUUUUAUCCAAAUGAUUUUUACAAAUGUUUAGACAAAUAAGAAUUUGAAACAUAAAUUAUGGACGUAAUUAUAAGCUGGAAAAGUAAAUCUAGAUAUAGAUAAUUUAUUAGACGAGCCGUCCUGCAAUAAUAAAGUAAUAAAUAAUGGUUAUUAUAAUAUUAGUGUGUUAUCGAAGUGUUGAUUGGUCUAGUCACAUUCUCACAUGGCUAAUUAACUGUUACUGUAAUGUUGGAAUUACAGCUGGCACGGUGGCACCCACUCGAACACCUAGCGUGUUAUCAGUGUUGUGAAACACCUAUAUCACAGCAAUAAUAAAUAGUAUGUAAUGGGUGACUGUUAUAUGCAGGGACCGUAGGUAGAUAACGUGUUUUAUGAAGCCAGAUUAUAAGUGGCAUACCUCUACAGGCUUUAUGUACACAACGGAGUGAAUAUUUCGUGCCUUGAUCAAACAAUAAACUAUUCGUAAUUUAGUGAUAAUGUUGUACUUAUGCUUUGUAUAUUCGAUUAAUUUAUAAUGGUUGUUUUUAGCUCUUAUUUGUAAUGAAUGUUAUUUAUUUGAAUGCAUUGAUGAAUAAAUUUGUUUUUCAGCUA